Molecule: messenger RNA, 6988 nt
Organism: Esox lucius (northern pike)
Lineage: Eukaryota; Metazoa; Chordata; Actinopteri; Esociformes; Esocidae
Product: CCR4-NOT transcription complex subunit 6
Exons: 12
Coding region: 159-1865 (568 amino acids)
Biological process (GO): nuclear-transcribed mRNA poly(A) tail shortening
Cellular component (GO): nucleus; CCR4-NOT complex; cytoplasm
Molecular function (GO): protein binding; poly(A)-specific ribonuclease activity
Source: RefSeq, a predicted model, not a curated record
UGACACACACACACAAAAAAAAUCUUGAGUCCUGACAGUCGCCAUGAUGCUUGUUUGCUCCCUGUGAUAUAGCAGCGGAAACGAGUGAAGAGUAGAAACAAAAGAAAGCACGCACUCGUCCUCACGAUUUGGUAUGCGUUUGCAGUGUUACAGCAGGAAUGCCCAAGGAAAAAUAUGACCCGCCAGACCCCAGGCGGAUGUACACCAUCAUGUCAACAGAGGAGGCAGCCAAUGGAAAGAAGUCUAACUGGGCUGAGCUGGAAAUCACUGGUAAUGUCAGGAGCCUGAGCCCGUCUCUGUGGUCUCUGACCCACCUCACGGCCCUACACAUUGCUGACAACUGCCUGUCACGCAUCCCGCCCGACAUUGCCAAACUACACAACCUGUUGUACCUGGAUCUGUCGUCCAAUAAGAUCAGGAGCCUGCCGGCAGAGCUCGGCAACAUGGUGUCUCUCAGGGAACUGCUUUUAAAUAACAACCAGUUGCGGGUUCUGCCUUUCGAAUUGGGGAAACUGUUUCAGUUACAAACACUGGGGUUGAAAGGAAACCCACUUGCACAAGAAAUCAUGAACCUUUAUCAGGAGCAUGAUGGCACCAGGAAACUGCUCAACUACUUGCUGGACAAUCUGGCAGGUUCAAUCAAACGCACUCCCACAGAGCAGCCUCCGUCUCGGUCGUGGAUUGCACUCCAAGAGCCGGACCAGACAAGGCCUUCUGCGUUGUUCUCUGUGAUGUGCUACAACGUGCUCUGUGAUAAGUACGCCACCCGCCAGCUCUACGGAUACUGCCCCUCCUGGGCCCUCCACUGGGAGUACAGGAAGAAGUCCAUCAUGCAGGAAAUCAUGAGCUGUAACGCUGAUAUAAUUAGCCUGCAGGAAGUUGAGACAGAGCAGUACUACCAGUACUUCCUGCCAGAGCUAAAGGAGCAGGGCUACGAGGGCUUCUUCAGCCCGAAAUCUCGAGCCAGAACCAUGCACGAGUCAGACCGAAAGCAUGUAGACGGGUGUGCUGUGUUCUACAGGACAGAAAAAUUCGGUGUGGUGCAAAAACACACAGUGGAGUUCAACCAGCUGGCCAUGGCGAAUUCUGAGGGCUCGGAGGCCAUGCUCAACAGAGUCAUGACCAAGGACAACAUUGGAGUGGCCGUGCUGUUAGAGGUCCGCAAGGAGAUGAUGGAGGAGUCAUCUGGCAAGUCCCUACAUGGUAUGGAGAAACAGCUCCUCCUGGUGGCCAACGCUCACAUGCACUGGGACCCGGAGUAUUCUGAUGUCAAGCUGGUUCAGACCAUGAUGUUCCUGUCUGAAGUGAAGAACAUCGUGGACAAAGCCACACGCAGCCUCAAACUCUCCUCUGUCUCGGGCGAGACCAACAGCAUCCCUCUAGUCCUCUGUGCUGACCUCAACUCUUUGCCAGACUCUGGCGUGGUAGAGUACCUGAGUCAGGGGGGAGUAGACUGCACCCACAAGGACUUCAAGGAGCUGCGCUACCUCGACAGCCUCACCAACUUCAACUGCAAUGGCAAGAACGGCAACUCCACGUCCAACUCCAGGAUCACCCACGGCUUUAACCUGAAGAGCGCCUAUGAGGACGGCUUGAUGCCUUACACCAACUACACCUUCGACUUCAAGGGUGUGAUUGACUACAUCUUCUACUCCAAGCCUCAGCUCAAUGUGCUGGGUGUCCUGGGUCCCCUGGACUCCAAUUGGCUCCAUGAGAACAAUAUCAGCGGCUGCCCGCACCCUCACAUCCCCUCCGACCACUUCUCCUUAUUUGCCCAGCUGGAGCUGCUGCUGCCCAGCACCCUGCCCCAGGGCCAGGGCAACAACCAGGUCAACGGCAUCCACCUGCCUGGAGGGCGCAGGUAGUGGUGAGACACCCACACCUCUGGGGGGCGCUGUGUUCUGUUCUGCAGCCCGCAACCUCUCCCUCCAGCUCCUCUCUUCUUCAGGAAGACGAGACGGACAACACGAACAACCUGUAAAAUAAGAACCAGCCGUACAGUGAGGUCUGGCCCACAGGGAUUUCUAAUGUUGUUGCUAUGGAUAUAUUAUAUAUAUAUUUUUUCUUUUCCUCGUUGUCCUUUUUCAUUUUUCAUUUUCAUUUUGAAAAUGCUAAAGUCAAUCUGUCUGUUUUGUUAUGCAUAUUAUAAUGUAUUUUGGAUGCCCCCUCCCCGUCAUUCUAACCCAAAAUGCUUUUGUAUCUCUUGAGCAGAUGAAAAGGACCGUAUAGUGACAAAUUUGAAUCUCCCAUGUCCCGUAUGGACAGGUCCCUUUAGCAAUACCCCCGGAUACUUGUCUUUGACAUGACCUGUGCGAUCUUAAACAACGCCACAAAAGCAAAACCUAUCAAUUAAGCUGUUGACGCCCUUCACAAGGCCAGGAGAGAAAGGCAACCACUCCUUAAGCUCGCAGCCAAUGGUCUGUCUGUCGUCUACCAAUCUCAAACCAGCAAAAACAGCAUGUCUGUCUCUGGCUCACCAGCCAAGGCUAAGGGCGGGCCCUUCUCUCUUCCCUACUGGGCUCAAUGAAGGUAUGAUAGACCGUAGAUGGUUAUCUACCAUGGAUGGGUUGUCCCAGGUGAGUGUAGCCCAGUCUUCUCUGUGCUACAGGUCCCAUCCUUCUGGGUCCAGUACUGUGGUGCUUAUCUGGUGCUACCAGUCCACUGGGUAUUAGAACCUAGUCAGUUGUGUCCCUCUCCAAGUGGUGCAUGGCAGACUAUUUCACUGAUUAUAUAUAUAUAUAUUUUUUUUUAGAUGUUGGUUAUGGUCCUUUUAGGAAAGGACAACUGCAACCACCAAAUACACUUGUCUUUACUUGUUUGGUGGCAGCCAGCAAAGCUCUAUUUAGCAGAGUCUUGUCGGUGUGCCAGUCAGGCGUAGUCCUAGAAAUGAAUCUGUUUCCUCUUGACUGAAACCAAAUUGAAUGAUUUUAAUUCGUUUUUUGUAACAUGUAUUUAGUGGCCAGCUACCAUUCCCUUUUGCACACUUGUUUUACCUUCUGCAUGCAUACCUGACAGUCGUCAACUUUGUCUUGUUAAUGACUUCAUUUAGACCAUAUACCAACUUUCGUAAGGGUGUAGGGGAUUUUGGCUGAGGGGCAAGGCAACAGGGAAAUUCUCAACUUUAUUUUUUCAGAUAUUUUGUUACUUUUUAAGCAGAGGGAGGACGAUCGCUGAUAUACUGGAGUUUAAACCAGCUAUCCUCUCACUGAUACACACACAGGCAGAUGUUGUAGCACUGUCUCUUGAGGCCAGUAGUGACUUUCCCCCAGCCAUAAAUUCCCUACUCUACAGCAGUGGGUUUUUUCACAAGUGUUUGUACAGAAUAUAAAUAUAGAUUCAGUCUUUACACGAUUGUAUAUGAGCCACAAAAUAGCUGUUUUCUGGCAUUUUUUUUGUACUAGGAGUAAAUUAUGAUCCAAUUUGAAGAGAAAAAAAAAAAACGAGACAAGAUUGUAUUGUAAACUAUGGCUAAAUUUUUAUCAAGUAAAUGUUAAGAUGAAUUGAAAUGACCAGCUUGUAGAAAAGACGUAAGGGGUUGUUCCGGGGGAUCGCUGCCACUACUUUGCACUCCCUCCCAUGGUUAACUGUUUGGAUGUAUCUUUAUUGAUUGUUUUCCUGCUGUUGUUUUGAUUUGAGAGCACAUUGCUCAGAUUGUAAAUAGAUCUACUGACGAAACCUUCUGACGCUUCUCACAAGCCAUUGAUCCUCACAAGCUGCCAGCCUGCCCAUUCGCCCACUCACAGGUCAGACUGAUGUAAGGCUGGCUCUUUAAUGACACCCUGUUUCCUUGCCCUAGACCAGGCGUAUGUGGCCCCGGUCUGUAGUGCUCAACACAGGAAAAUGGUUUGUCAUCUUCGAUUUUCUCCUGGGUGAUGCUUUUUGGUCACCCGUGUCUCCAUCUCUCGUCGUUUCAGUGUAACCGGAAACAUCGUGCCUCACCGUAGCAGUUCGUCCUCUUGCACUAUUUCCAAUUGCCGAACACCGGAACAACCUCUUCUGUUUAUUUUUAAAUACUGUUGAGACAUUUGUGAAGAUUUUAUGUCCUUUUGUUUUUUUGUUAUGGUUUGGAUUUUCUUUCAUUUUUGUAUGAGCUGUGACAAUGUUAUUAUGAUGUGUACAUAUACUUCCUUGUUGAGCAAUCUAGUAAUCAGGUAUGAAAUAUUUGUAUUCUAAGCCCCUUCACUUGUUUUGCACCCUCCUUGUACUGAAAGGGAUAGUUGAUGAUUUUGGUGAAGUAGCCCUCUGCUCUCCCAGAGUUGGAUUAAGUUGUGUAUUCCAUUUUGUCUCCUUCACCAGUAUAAUUGAAUUUGGAUGUGGUCUUUUUGUGUCUAUGCUAACUAGCAGUGGUGCAGUUAAUGGAAAUCUACAGGAAUUCUGUGCAUUAUAGCGGUUAUGGUAGCCUUCCCAUCAUUAUGCUAACGCUAAUUAGCAUUGGCUUGUAAAACUACUUCAUACUUUCUUAAUCCUGGAUACAGAGACUCAAUGGUAUUCAAGUUCAUCUGGGUAGGGAGGCAGAUUAAGGGCUUCAAAGUCAAUAUUCCUUUAAGCAGUGCUCCUGGCCCCUUCUAUGGUCCCCUAACCCCAUAACCACCAAGCCUCUCUCCUGCCACUGCCCGCCACCUCUAAGAUUAAUUCUUAAUCUAUGAAAGCAUGUUCCCCUAACCCCAUGUCUUACCUCCCUUAAUUCAGAACAGUCAAGUGUAUUACCUUAGUCUUUUAACCUCUGUACUGAAGGCCCUGUAUGGUUCCAUCCACUCUCCUCUGUGUAGUACCAUCUGUAGGACAGGUGGCCCUGACAGACAUUGCUAUUAUCCAUCUGUUUUGUUUCCACCUGGACCAAAACAUGAAGUAUGUCAGUGGUGACUGACUCUGUUUCAGCUGUCACAUUUUUUAACAGGAAAUAUAAUGAUAUGCACUUACGGUAGACAGUUACAGCGCCUCCUUCUUUCCCCCAAUUAUUAGUAAAUUAUCAGCUUUUAAAGUAAAAUAUAAUACUUUUGCCACUGCUAAAAGUUACAAUUUUAUGAAUUUUUACAAAGGGAAAACAUUUGAACAGGGAAUUUAGUUGUAAGCCUAGUUCAAAAGCUUUUCAUUUUUUUUGUCCCCUCUUUCCCACUUGAUAUGUUGUUUUGAACAGAAACCAAUGUGUCUGGUUUAAUAUCCCUGAAUUGCUGAUAGUAUUGUAGUAGAUUUAAAGACUUAGCUUUUUUUGUAAAGUGUGAAUAAAAGAUGUAUCUCAUGUUUCCUUUCUAAAACAUUGAAUUGUGUUGUUAAUGUGUAUAUCCAAUGAUUGCUACAUUGUUUUCAACUUUAACUUCCAAAAAUCUAAUUCUUUCGAAUGACACAUUUUCUUUUUUGUAGAAACUAUACUUUAUUUUUUAUAAUUGACAGAUAUACUUGGACAAAUUUGGAUCACUCAAUGUGGAAGCAGAAUGCUAAUUGAAGAAAUAAUUCCUAAUAGUUUAUCUUGCAAAUGUGAAUAUUUAAUCUUCUCUGCUUUAUUUGGGAUGUCGCUUAGGUUAACAGACAUAUGCCAUGAUCUUAGGCAAGAGUAGACCUUGUCUUCCUAACUGGUUCGGUUGUAGGCUGCCCUGUUGUUGCCUUGUGUGAACCAUGUUAGUGUAACACAAGCUAAAGAUGUUCUGCUGGUAGCUAGAUGUGAUUUGAGUACUAUUUGGUCCACCUCACUCUGUUUCACAGUGACUAAACUGAGUAGUUGCCUAGUAUGUCCGUAAACCUCUUAACUCCCUCUUUGCCAACCCUAAACCUUGCGUUUCUAUGAAUGGAUAAGAGUUGGAAUCGCAUGGCUUAAUGUGUCACCAUGAGCUUAAUUUGAGGAUCAGUGUUACUAAAAUUGUAACAACAAUUUUUACUUAUGCAUCGUUUCUGUCAGCUUGUAGGUGUUUCUAGGACUUCCCCUGUCAAGGUGUGCGCCAAAACUGCGUUCUGUCUAGAGCGCCCUCUGUCCCUCUUUACAUCCUGUUCUAGCACUGCUGGUGUAACUAGAUAGGCUGUAAGGGAAGGAACAUCCAGUAUUUUCCUCAAACAAAAGUUUGUCUUGCAGUAGUUCUCAUUUCAGACAGGUCAUUUUGAUUCUCUGGAAACUGGGCAAUAAUACUCAGUCACUAAGAACUUUUUUGAAAGUAUCAAGUAAUCUUUUUUUUAUUUAACUCAACUCUUUUUCCCAUCAAGCGGAGGUCAAUUCCUACAGUUCCUUUCUGCUGAUUUCUGCAAUUUCACUAAACGUACCAGUGGUUUCUGCCCCUUUUUUUCUGCCUCCACCCCUCCCUGUAUAUUUAGGGCUGACCCCUCUCCUGCCUCCACCCCUCCCUGUAUAUUUAGGGCUGACCCCUCUCCUGCCUCCACCCCUCCCUGUAUAUUUAGGGCUGACCCCUCUCCUGCCUCCACCCCUCCCUGUAUAUUUAGGGCUGUCCCCUCUCCUGCCUCCACCCCUCCCUGUAUAUUUAGGGCUGACCCCUCUCCUGCCUCCACCCCUCCCUGUAUAUUUAGGGCUGACCCCUCUCCUGCCUCCACCCCUCCCUGUAUAUUUAGGGCUGACCCCUCUCCUGCCUCCACCCCUCCCUGUAUGUUUAGGGCUGACCUCUCUCUCCUGCCGCUAACUGUCCCUGUGCAUUUAGGGCUCAUCCUUUUUCCUGCCAGUAGUGAAGGUUGUUUGAUUUAUGAGUACAUCUAUGUUGUGUGUCACUGUGUACAUACACUGGACCAACUGCUUGUUUACCGUUUAUGGAAUACCAGCAAAAACACUUGCACAACGUUCAAAGAAUAUUCAUCAACAGAGAUGGGGAAAAUCAAGGCAGCUGUUUUUAAACUCUAGUACAAAUUAAGACACGCGUUGGUAAACAAGGCUUUUUCUUUUUUGUUUAAGUGUUUUGGACUAGUUUUUUUGUUUAACACAUUUGGCUUGUUUUCUUUUCUCUUACCUAUGUAUUUUCCUACUUCUGGUUGAAAAUAAAUUCUAUAUCUGUUU